This is a messenger RNA of Aspergillus ibericus CBS 121593, 1327 nucleotides long. RefSeq names its product palmitoyl-protein thioesterase family protein. The record is from RefSeq and is a predicted model, not a curated record. Gene Ontology annotation, molecular function: thiolester hydrolase activity; palmitoyl hydrolase activity. The coding region runs from base 71 to 1099 and encodes 342 amino acids. Gene Ontology annotation, cellular component: lysosome. The transcript has a single exon. NCBI's taxonomy places the organism in Eukaryota, Fungi, Ascomycota, Eurotiomycetes, Eurotiales, Aspergillaceae.
CAACCACAACAUCCACCUCCCUUCACCUCCAUCCUCCUCCACCAACACCACAACCAGACACCAAAGCAACAUGCGCCCUCUAACCCCCCUCCUCACGCUGCUCACGCUCCCCCUCACCGCAACCACCCACCCAACCACCCAAACACCACAAACCACCCCGAUCAACACAACCAUCAACACCACCACCGAACUCCGCCCCCUCCCAUUGGUAAUCUGGCACGGCCUCGGCGACAACUACCUCAACCCAUCCCUCCAAUCGCUCAUCACACUGGCCGAAAAAAUCAACCCAGGCACCUACACACACCUCAUCCACCUCUCUCCCUCCUCCACCGCCGACCGCCAAGCGACCUUCCUCGGCAACCUCACCACGCAAAUCAACCAAAUCUGCGCCCAACUCGCGGCGGACCCGAUCCUCAGCACCGCCCCCGCCAUCAACGCCCUGGGCUUCUCCCAAGGCGGGCAAUUCCUCCGCGGCUACAUCGAACGCUGCAACAGUCCCCCCGUCCAUAACCUCGUGACCCUGGGCAGUCAACACAACGGCAUCUCCCAAUUCCAGGCCUGCGAGUGGACAGAUCUCAUCUGUCGGGGCAGUGAAGCGCUGCUACGAUCAGGGAGAUGGUCGCCUUUCGUACAGGGCCGACUCAUCCCAGCACAGUAUUUCCGGGAUGCGUCGAGUGAGGAGGAGAUGGAGGCGUAUUUGGAGAAUAGUAACUUUUUGGCGGAUAUUAAUAAUGAGCGGCUGGUGAAGAAUUAUGCCUAUAAGGAGAAUCUGGGGAGGUUGAAUAAGUUCGUGAUGUAUAUGUUUGAGAAGGAUCGGAUGGUGCAUCCGAAGGAGUCGAGUUGGUUUGGGGAUGUGGAUGGGAGCGGCGAAGUGGUGGAGUUGAGGGAUAGGGAGGUGUAUAAGGAGGAUUGGUUGGGGUUGAAGGGGUUGGAUGAGAAGGGGGGGUUGGUGUUUCGGACGCUGGAGGGGGGGCAUAUGGAUGUUGAUGAGGAGGCGUUGGAGGGUAUUUUUGAGGAGUGGUUUGGGGAUGUGGAGGUUGAGUUUGAUCAGUGGGGGGUGGGGACGCGGAUUCUAGUUAAUCAGGAGGGGAACUACUAGUAGGGGGGAUUGAUUGUUUCUGGGAUUGAUUGGGCUAAGACCAGUGAUGCGUUUCUAUAUGAUAUACCCGGUUCGUUUAUGUCUUACGACACGUCCAGUGCUGGCUGGGGGUAGUGACAAUGGUGAUAGUGGUAUUAACAUACACUAUGUGCUACAUAACCGAUGGAUUAGACCACCUGUACAACCGAUAACAUGAUGUAAUUGCAGCAGCAUAAUAUCCAACAAAUC